CAGUGGCUAGAAUUUCUAAACAUGAGCUAGUUCAGCUUGAUCUCUUAUAAUUUUGCAAAACUAGCCACUCAUUUUCAUCAUUUGAGUUACUAGAUUAAGCUUAAGAAGCAAAUCGAUACUUAUUAUAGCACCCCGUUCUGACAUGUUUAACCAUGUGUCUGCACUAGAAAGAUAUUCGUUAGAGCACCUCUAAGUAUAUAUAAUCUUGUAAGCAUAUUUCUGGAAUCCUUUGCAUUUUACUGAAUUGUUCAAGUAAUGUAUUGCUGAUUGUAUAGGUUAGAGUUCAGGUUCAUACAGAAAAGUUGGAAUUGUUGCCUUCUUACUGAAACUCAAACUCUUGGCAAUAAUUCUUUCUGAUAAAAAUCUUAUAUAUAUUUAUUUUGUUAUCGUCUAAAAACUUUAAAACGUUCCGUUUUAGUUAUUAACUUAUAGAUAUUAAACAUAAGUUUGAAUACUUUUCGAAUUCCAUCACGACAUAAACUACUUACGAUUUUCGCGCUUCCAACUUAUAAUCUUCCAUUCUACUAUCUAUGUUGUGUUAGAUAUCAAGUGAGGAAGCCAUUGAAACUGCAAAGCUAAUUGCUUUAAAAGAAGGCCUUCUGGUGGGCAUUUCGUCUGGUGCUGCAGCAGCUGCUGCAAUCAAGGUCGCAAAACGACCGGAAAAUGAAGGAAAACUGAUUGUUGUAAGUCUAUGUUACCAUCUCCUAUUAAUAUAGAUUCUUAGUUCAAGGUUGAAUAUUCAUAGGCAUCU
Cucurbita pepo subsp. pepo (vegetable marrow) is the source of this 751-nucleotide messenger RNA. The record is from RefSeq and is a predicted model, not a curated record. NCBI's taxonomy places the organism in Eukaryota, Viridiplantae, Streptophyta, Magnoliopsida, Cucurbitales, Cucurbitaceae.